Rhopalosiphum maidis (corn leaf aphid) is the source of this 972-nucleotide messenger RNA. RefSeq lists its product as uncharacterized. The record is from RefSeq and is a predicted model, not a curated record. Lineage: Eukaryota; Metazoa; Arthropoda; Insecta; Hemiptera; Aphididae. Gene Ontology annotation, molecular function: DNA binding. The transcript is spliced from 6 exons. The coding region runs from base 1 to 972 and encodes 323 amino acids.
AUGACUUCUGUAGUAUGGAAAUUUUUUACGGAGUGCCCUGAUAAUGUGUCUAAAGCACAAUGUUCUAUUUGCAACAUGAAAAUUUCUAGAGGUGGACGUAAUUCUCGAACUUUUACACCUCAAAACUUAAAGUUGCAUCUUAUGCUUGAGCAUAAAAAUGAGUUCAUGAAAGUUACAGCUAAUAAAAAGAAAAGAAAAGUGCUACCUAAAAGUUAUUCAGAAACUGGUUCAGAGGAAGAAGUAGAUUUAACUGUUGUACAAACAUCUAAAAUAUGUCAAGAAGUAUCCAAGCCAACUUCUUUGCAAAACAAAAUUCAACAAUCAAAAGUAUAUCAGCCCACAAUAAGUUCCAUGUUUGAAAGCAAAGCUCCAUUAGCAUAUAAUAGCUCAAGAGCCUUACAUAUAACUGAUUUGAUUGCCAAAAUUAUACCUAAAGAUCAGUUGCCUUUUUUAUCAGACAACUCAAACAACAAUUUUAUCAGAGAGAAUAUAUUAUUAGAAAUCAUUCCUUUUAAACCCAUGUAUCACCUGGGUGAAGAUAUUUAUACAUUUAUUAUUGAAACAUUGAAAAAGUGGGGAAUUAAAGAAAAACAAAUCCAUGUAAUAACUGAUGUGUUAUGGAAACAAAAAGAUCAUGAAGAAUUAUUAAAAAAAGUUAGACAAAUAGUUGGCCAUUUUAAGCAUAGCAUUUCAGCUAACAAAUUACUCAAUAGUUAUCAAAAACUAGAAAAACUACAUGAACGAAAAUGUAUUCAAGAUGUAACAACCCGCUGGAACAAAACCUCAUCACUGUCUGAAGCCAUACCAGUUUUAAGAAGCGUCAGUACAUAUUUGGAAAAAGAAGUCAGCAAAUCUAACAAAAGUAGAAUUGCUGAAAAACUACUGUCUAAAAUGAAUGAAAGGUUUAAUGAAUAUGAACCAAAUAAAUUGCUUUUACUCAAUUUGAUCACAUAUGGAUGGAAAAAGAAUUAG